This is a messenger RNA of Erythranthe guttata (spotted monkey flower), 1099 nucleotides long. It is a transcript of the gene LSF2, whose product is annotated as dual specificity protein phosphatase (DsPTP1) family protein. NCBI's taxonomy places the organism in Eukaryota, Viridiplantae, Streptophyta, Magnoliopsida, Lamiales, Phrymaceae. Gene Ontology annotation, biological process: starch catabolic process; protein dephosphorylation. Gene Ontology annotation, molecular function: starch binding; carbohydrate phosphatase activity. Gene Ontology annotation, cellular component: chloroplast. The record is from RefSeq and is a predicted model, not a curated record.
GAGAAAAAAUCGAAAUAUCUCAGAAAUUAAAAAAAGAAAAAACUUUUGUGAGAGAUUCACACCAGAAAGAAGAAAAAAAUGGAAGUUGUCGGCAGCAAUUGUCUCCCGUUAUUCUCUCCGGCGGUGGUCGCAGUGGCACCACCACUUGGAACGGCUCCUCUGAUUUUGUUUUCUUCCCCAAAGCAAAAGAAUUUAGCAUCUCUGUGUAAUUCCAUAAAAGCCCCAAAAAAAUUCUCGAGUGAAAAUUUGGGACAAGGGUUUGCUGUUAGAAGCUCAAAGAGGUCAACGGAUGAUUACAAUUUAGCAAUGAAGAAGAUGAUGAGGAACCCUUACGAAUAUCAUCAUGAUCUCGGGAUGAACUAUACAUUGAUAACCGAAAAUCUGAUAGUCGGCUCACAGCCUCAGAAAGCCGAAGAUAUCGAUCAUCUAAAAGAGGAACAGAAUGUGGGGUAUAUUCUCAACUUGCAGCAGGAUAAAGAUGUCGAUUAUUGGGGAAUCGAUCUCAAAUCAAUCGUAAAUAGAUGCAGAGAACUCGGUAUUCAUCACAUGAGAAGGCCUGCAAAAGAUUUCGAUCCAGAUUCCUUAAGAAGAGGAUUACCGAAAGCAGUUUCUUCGUUAGAAUGGGCGAUUUCAGAGGGCAAUGGAAGAGUGUAUGUUCACUGCACUGCUGGUUUAGGACGGGCGCCAGCUGUCGCAAUUGCUUACAUGUUCUGGUUCUGCAAUAUGGAUCUCGGUACUGCGUAUAGCACACUGACUUCGGUGAGACCGUGUGGGCCCAACAGAAAAGCUAUUCGUGGAGCGACCUACGAUUUAGCUAAAAACGAGCCUUGGAAGGAGCCUUUUGAAAACUUACCUGAAAAUGCUUUCGAGGAUAUUGCAGGGUGGGAAAGAAGUCUCAUCCAGGAUCGUGUUCGUGCUCUUCGUGAGACUUCAAGGAAUCUCUGAUAAGUUCGAUGCCUGAUCCAAUUUCUUUUACGGAGGAUGUGAAUUUGGAUACAAAAAGCACCGAUUUCAUUGGUGCGACAAUAAAUUAUUAGUUUUAUGGUAUGCCCUUGUUUCCGAAAGUAGUAAAAUUUUAUGGUACAAAAUCAAGAAAAAA